GAAGGAUAUGAUAGAGCAGUUUAUGUUUUUCUGUUUUAUAAAAGUGGCGGUAAAAAUAAUAUGUAAAAGUUUUCCUUGUAAAACUGAGUGAUAAUUUCACUAUUCAAGUCAACUUUUGGCAUUUCUCUCAGAAAAACAGGAAACAUUUCAUCCCAAAUAACAAGAGAUGGCGUGUGUCAUAGGGCCUAAUCAUUGUAUUUAACCCCCUGUAUGCAGAGAAGAAGUGUUUGUGCUUCAAUCUUCAGCAGACAGCGUGUAUCAGAUUGAUCAUAUUUUAUUGAUCGAAAAAAAUGGCAACACAGAGGAUCUUUAUUUGUGGAAUUCUUAUCUUAGUAACAGGCGUUUUGAGAGAGAAUAUUUGGUUUGUGAGGUCUGUUUGCCUCCAGGAUGUAUUGUCAUUCUACACCGGUAAAAUGCGAUGUUCUUUUAGGAGGGGUGACUUCAACAGGAUUUUCUUAAAUAAUUCUAAAAGAUGUCAAAUCAAUUGUUCCAUUAAUUCAUCAGACCCAUCACAUUCUUCUUUGAAUGAUAGUGAAUAUGAAAUCAAAAGGAUAACAGUUCGUUUUACAUCAACUGCAUAUGAGUUUCCUCUCAAACCAUCGUGCUCAGACGGUGACAUUGAGAAUUUUUACAUUGAUUUAGAUUGUGAAGGCGAAUAUUUACAUGAUCGUGGAAUAGGAGAGCGCUGUGUCAAUGCCAGUCAGUGUGUGAGUGUCAACGUUAAUUCCACUUGUAAUGAGACAAUCGGACUGUGUCAGUGUAAGACAGGGUACCAGUGUUUAUCAGGGACGAGCACCAGUUUACCAGAAUUUUUUAACACAGCUCCAAGACUUGGGGGGCAGUGCAACAAUUCCAAACAAUGCAAAGAUGUUGACCAGUUUUCAGUGUAUAGCGGAGAAGAAAGGAGCGACAACUCUGCAUUAGUAUUUGGAGUCGGGAUAGCUGGAUUUGUGCUAGGAGUUGCAGUUUGUGGGUUGCUUUACAUCAUCAUGAUUCGGUACAGAAACCGACACCAAGCAAGCAGGUCAGACAAACGCAGAGAAGAUUGCACGGAACAGGGAACCGUCCUGGUGUCUCAGACCUCGACUCCACACCCGAAUUACAAUAAAACCUUAUGUGAUAACGUCGAAGGAAAUGAUGUUUACAAUCACUUACAUGAAGACCCUAAUGAGGUAUGUGUACCGGACUAUGACCAUGUCCCACCACAAGUCGAGGAGAACGGCGAUUACAGUCACAUGACAACACGCAAUGCACAUAGCUCUGACAUUGCUGGAGAAUACGGAAAGAUCAGUUAGAUGAUUGCAGUUUUGUUUUAUAUUCUUUUGUUUAAACUUUUUUAUUCAUAAAUCAUUAAACGAAUGAUAAUUUUUUGAAGAGAACAUCAAUUGUAUUUUGUUUACAUGCACCAUGUAAAAGAUUGUUCGAGCUGAAAAGAAUGCACAGGUAGAAGAUCGCAAAUACAAGAUGCUUCAACUGUUUCUUAUGGUACAUGUAAUAUAUUGGAGCAAACGCAUGAGAGAGAGAGAGAGAGAGAGAGAGAGAGAGAGAGAGAGAGAGUUUAACGUUAAAUAUUCGGUUUCUCUAGCUACAUGUAAUAAGGUUUUUUUGAUAUUAUAAUGUUUCAUGGUAACUAUACUCGGUUAAGAUUGCAAACAAGCUUGAGAAGCAUCAGUUGUAUAUUGAGUGACGUUGCAUUAGACCAUGUUACACAAUACACAUGUAGUUAAGUCAGUCAAACAGUUUUCAAAUUAAGUAUCAUUUAUUCCUAGAUAGUGCUGUAACAUUUAUCGCACACGCUACUUUUUAUGAAAAUAUAUGAUGUUUUAUUAAUGAACCAUAGCAUAGUCUUUUAUCCUUUUUAUUGAUUUUUGAAAGAAAUUAUUUCUGAUUUGUAUUUUUCCUAUUAAAUAUUGCUUUUAAAAAUCAUCUUUUUUCUAUCUGUUCGUACCUACUCACUAGUACAAUAAUCCAUACUGUUAUAAUAACUUGCUGGUAAUGAGAUGUUGAAUUUGGUCACUAAAGUUACUACGAUAAAAAUAAUUCAGAUUAUUAUGGUUGAUUCAUAUUUUGGCAUUGGUCUCUACCUUUAUUUGAGGAACAUAAACACUUAAAUAUUCAAUAUGAUUAAAAAUGUAAAAUGUAUAAAUCAUUCGAGUAUGCCCUUUUAAUUCAAACGUUUGCUUAAUAAGCGGUGUCUAAGGAAAAUUUAAAAAAAAACAAUGCUGGAGGUUUUUUCGUGUUUCUAUGACGAACGUAAACAUUUCACUUUCUUUUGAAAUCUUAUAAAAGCACUAACCGUAGAUUUGGUUGAGUAAAUUAUCAAUAAGUGUGUUUGCUCGAAUACAUAUUAUACAUGUACGAAUUAUUAUAUUCUGCUCAGCAGCGUAACAUUUU
Magallana angulata is the source of this 2394-nucleotide messenger RNA. RefSeq lists its product as uncharacterized. The coding region runs from base 291 to 1295 and encodes 334 amino acids. The transcript has 11 exons. The record is from RefSeq and is a predicted model, not a curated record. Lineage: Eukaryota; Metazoa; Mollusca; Bivalvia; Ostreida; Ostreidae.